GACGCGCAGUUGGACGAGUGCGCGCGCGCACUCGCGGAGGCCUUCGACUACAAGUUCCUCUUCGACGCCCUCGACCGCCGCCGCGACCUCCAGGUCCCCACCCUGCUCGUCUCCCUCCAGGGUUGCUUCGUCGACGGCGCCGGCGAGGUCUACGCAGCGAGCGUCCCUGGAGAAGGCGUCGUGGGCGUCGCCGUCUGGUCUGUCCCUUCUUGUCGCGAACCGCGUGCGUGCAGCGAGGAGGCGCAGAGGGGAUGGCUCGAGCUCAUGGCGAAGCUCCCGGCACACUUGCAGGCGUGGUGGACGAACUACUACGCCGAGUUCGGCCAAAUCGUCGAAUCGGCCAUCAGCACCAAGACGCACCACGCCUCCUGGCACCUCGUCAUCAUCGGCGUCGUCGAGAAGCACCGGCACAAGGGCAUCGCGACCGCGCUCAUGGCCGACAUACACAACAAGGCGCGCCAGCAAGGCGUCGCGUCUGUGCUCGAAUGCGCGGACGAGAACAUCCCUGUCUACACUUCUUUGGGGUACACCGUCGAAGGCUCGGGAAAGCUCACUUCGCCGCCGCCGAGCGAGGGUACAUUUUCCACCAAUAUACUCAUCAAGCGUCAUUAG
Molecule: messenger RNA, 612 nt
Organism: Epithele typhae
Lineage: Eukaryota; Fungi; Basidiomycota; Agaricomycetes; Polyporales; Epitheliaceae
Exons: 6
Molecular function (GO): acyltransferase activity, transferring groups other than amino-acyl groups
Source: RefSeq, a predicted model, not a curated record